AAGACACUUCCACUCCCCAACGGUCUUCUUCUUCAUCGUCUCUGCCCCUCUCAAAGAUUCAAUCUUUCACUUCCAAUCUUUCAAAAUGAGUCACGUAACGCGCUCCAAAUCCUCGUCGGAAAGUCAAAACUGGGAGCACAUAUUCAACGCCAUGGUCAACAUUCUACAGGAGCAGCAGUCCCAGCUGGAGACGAUGGCCAAGGACCGCAAGAUGCUUGCGGAUCGGAUCAGAACCGAACACGAGAAGUGGGAUUUUAACGUUAGACUGUUGCAGGAUCAAAUUGCCCAGUUGGACGCGGAUUUGGUAAGGCAGGAGAAGGUUGGUGUGGUUGAGGUGGCCAAAUUGGAGUUGCUUCUGGGCAUGAAGGAAAGAGAGGCUGGUCUCUUCAGAUUUCAAAAAGAGGAAUUACAGAGGGACUUGGACGAUUUCGUAACAUGGGUUAAAUUACGUGCCGAAGGGGCUAGUGAUCCAAAGGUAGACGGGGAGAGCAGUAAGCGAAAAGGAAGAAAUGAUAGCAGUGUAAAGUCGUUGUCCAGGAUAGGAAGCGGAGAAAAGAGGCUUUCUAAAGGUUCGGAUGAUGAUCUUAAGAAGUUACAGCAGGAAUAUGAUAAGCUUGCGCUGGAGAAGAGAAAUGAGGUAUCUGCACUCUUGGCGCAGAAGAAAUUUGUGUGGAAUCAGUAUAAUAUUAUGGAAAAAGACUACGAUGGUAAACUAAAGAGUAAGCAGUCUGAAGUUGACCAGGCUAAUGAAAAGGUACAGAAUCUUCUUGCCAGUAUGGAGCAGUUACAGUCAGCAAACAAAGAAAAGGAUGAUAAGAUUGCAUUGUUAGAAACCGAUUUCACCAAGCUGAAGGAAGAAAAUUCUAAAGUUGUAAGGGAACUGGAGUCAUUCAGAAAGUCAGUUAGUGCUUCUGCCACACCUGUUUUGAACCAUUGUUCAGCUCGAACCCGAGCAUAUAACUUGAGAGGCAAAAAUGGUGCUCUGGAUAGAAGUGUUGUGACAGUCAAGAACGAGUCAUCUGCUGCACAACUUACUGAUCCUUCCAGGAACACCAAACUGGGGAGGAGCAGUUCAAAGAGAAAUGGAGAUGAUGUUACAUCAACUGAGGGAACUGUAAAGUUGUUCACGUCCAGUUUUAAAGUACCGAAAGUGAAGAGUCAUUUUCCUUCAUCAAGUAAAUCUUCGGCAUCAUCUUCCAGAGGGGGGUAAUAGUCUGUUGUAUUGUUCUCUUCAUUUGUAGGUAUUGAUUUAUUUACAUGUAAAGCGUGCGGUGAUUUUAGGUUCUAGGGCGAGUUAUAUAACUAUUUUAACUUGCAGCUUGUAAGAUUGUAGCUUUUGGAUCUGUCAUAGAUGGCAGACAGCAUUUGGAAUGCAACAUGAUCGUAGCUGCAUCCAUUAUAUGUUAGCCUUCACAUUUGUGGUGUAAAUUCCCACCAUGGCAACAACUCUGUAGCUUGUCUCAGCUAUCCCAUUACCUUGUCUCAGGCUCU
Messenger RNA from Argentina anserina (silverweed cinquefoil), 1491 nucleotides. RefSeq lists its product as uncharacterized. The coding region runs from base 86 to 1210 and encodes 374 amino acids. NCBI's taxonomy places the organism in Eukaryota, Viridiplantae, Streptophyta, Magnoliopsida, Rosales, Rosaceae. The transcript is spliced from 5 exons. The record is from RefSeq and is a predicted model, not a curated record.